AUGCUUCGAAAAAAUAAUUUAUCAGUUAAAUCAGUAAAAAAUGCUAAUUCAAAAAAAAAAAAUUCAAGACAUAAACAACAACAACAAGCUCAAAAUGAAAGUGCACCAGUAAAAUCAGUGGUAACAGGACAUUCAGUAGAUAAGAAUGCAACACCUGUUGUUCAAUCAAAUCAAAAUAAUGAUGUUAAAAUUGAUCCAGAAAGUCAAUGGGAUGCUUAUAUGGAAAAUUCAAUUACAUGUUAUCAUGCAAAAAUACCAAUUGAAGAUAUGGAAGACUUAUUAAAAAUGAAUGGAGAUUUUUUAUUAAGAAGAGCAGAAAAUAAUGGAAAAACAGAAUUUGUAUUUACUGUUUAUAAAGAUAAACAAUUACAUGAUAUUGUUUUAAAUCGUUCAUCAGAAGGUUGUUAUAUUAUAAAAGGAACUGCAUUUAGUAGACCUGAAGAGUUGAUAGAUCAUUAUAUAAUUAGUCAUAUUCCAGUAGAUGGCAAAUCAUUAUUUUUUGUAAAAGGUAUUGAAAGACGCUCAUAUUAUUUAAAUCCAGAAAAUAUAGAAAUUAAACAAAAAAUUGGAGAAGGAGCUUUUGGAGAAGUCAAUGAAGGUGUUAUGAAACGUUUUGAUACAACUGCUAUUAAGGUAGCUGUAAAAAAUCUUAAAGGUUUUUCUUCAAAACAAGAUCGUGAUGAUUUUAUGGAGGAAUUUAGAUUUAUGAAUCGUUUUGAACAUGAAAAUAUUGUAAAAAUUUAUGGUAUUACUACUCAGGGUACGGUAAUGAUGAUGGUUUUAGAAAUGUGUUAUGGUGGCUCAUUAAAUUCAUAUUUAAAAAAAAAUCCUUUACCAUAUAAACAUCUUAUUAAAUAUUGUAUUGAUGCUGCUAGAGGAAUGUGUUAUUUAUCAACACGUAAUGUUAUUCAUCGUGAUAUUGCAGCAAGAAAUUGUUUGCUUGGUGGUAAUGAUGAAGUUAAAAUUAGUGAUUUUGGAUUAUCUGUCAUAUCAAAAAAUCCUGUAAAAGCUGGUAAAAAUCAAAAAAUUGCAAUUCGCUGGUGUGCACCUGAAACAAUUUCAACUGGAUUUUUUGAAAUGAAAACAGAUGUAUGGUCAUUUGGUAUUUUAAUAUGGGAAAUUUUUAAUCAUUGUAAAGCUGAUCCAUAUUCAGGAAAAACUAAUGCUGAAGUUAAAAGAGAUUUAUUGAAUAAUACUCAAUCAUUGCUUCUUCCAAGAGAUGCUCCAUCAAAUGUUUUAAAAUGUUAUACAUAUUGUUUAUUUAAAGAAGCUGCAUUUAGACCUAAUUUUAUAGAGAUAUUAAAAUUUUUAUCUCCACGAGAAAGACCACCAGUUCCAAGUGACAUGAAAAAAUGUAUUCCUUCAAAACCAUCAAAUGUAGAUUCUAAAACUCAAAAUAUUGUUUCAAAAGGAAAACAACCAGGUUGUUAA
Molecule: messenger RNA, 1431 nt
Organism: Strongyloides ratti
Lineage: Eukaryota; Metazoa; Nematoda; Chromadorea; Rhabditida; Strongyloididae
Product: Tyrosine-protein kinase Fps85D
Exons: 2
Coding region: 1-1431 (476 amino acids)
Biological process (GO): protein phosphorylation
Molecular function (GO): ATP binding; protein tyrosine kinase activity
Source: RefSeq, a predicted model, not a curated record